GACAAGACGGGCGCCACUCCGCUGUUCGUGGCGGUGCAUUGCGACCAGGCGAAUGUGGCCUUCUUCCUGGCUGGGAGAGGGGCGGCACUGGAGGUCGCGACCAAGGACGGCGAGACGCCCCUGUCCAUAGCCGGGGAGAACGGCCCCGCGCUCCGGCAGGCGGCGCAACAAGGCAUGGAGAUGGACUGA
Molecule: messenger RNA, 189 nt
Organism: Volvox carteri f. nagariensis
Lineage: Eukaryota; Viridiplantae; Chlorophyta; Chlorophyceae; Chlamydomonadales; Volvocaceae
Exons: 2
Source: RefSeq, a predicted model, not a curated record